Molecule: messenger RNA, 1008 nt
Organism: Helobdella robusta
Lineage: Eukaryota; Metazoa; Annelida; Clitellata; Rhynchobdellida; Glossiphoniidae
Exons: 2
Coding region: 1-1008 (335 amino acids)
Source: RefSeq, a predicted model, not a curated record
AUGACAGUUUCUUCAAGCAACUGUUUCCGGCCAGAGUUUUCCAAUAACGGGCAGCCAUCUUGUGGCAGUAUGGACGCCAAUAUGGACCUCAAUGACGUCAUAAAUGCCGCCAUUUUGUAUUUAUUUGAGAAUGAUGAUAAUAGUAAUAGUAGUAGUAGUAGCAGUUUUAGUACUAUAACUACUGAUACACAGAAUGCUAUUACUUUGGGAAAUGUUACCGAAGUAUUUGGCGAUAAUUCUAUCAUUGCUAAUUUGGUCUAUUUGAAACUCAUCAACAAUAUCAACAACAACAACAAUAUCAACAUCUAUGACGUCAGCCUCGUGCCAACAAUAGCAACAACUGCUAAGCUACAGUCUGCUUACGAUAGAGCUAUCGCUACAAUCUUUGAACCAGCAGCAGCCAACGACGACACUGCUACUACUACUACUACUCUUACAGCUGCUGUUACUACCACUACUUUCGCUGCUACUUUUGCAGCGACUACUACAACUACUAAUGUUGGUGAUUGUAGAAAACAGACAUUUUGCCCUUGGAUUUGCAAUUCAAUGAGGAUUGGUUUAUGUAGCGGUUUUAACGUUCUGACAGUUACUACUUCUACAACAACAACAACAACUACUACUACUACUUCUACUACUACUGCCCCGGCUACUGCUGCUACUGCCCCGGCUACUAGUAGACUUGCUACUACCUAUACUACAACUGACAAUACUACGAUAAGUAGAAGUAGUUUGGAUGCCGCUACUACGGCAGCCACAAUUACCUCCACUACAGAUACAACAACUACUGCCACUAUUAUUACAAAUGUUUUAGGAGAUACUGUCAAUAGAGCUGCUACAGAAAACGCUAUUGUUAAAUCUGACUUGAAAAUUUCUACGGAUGUUUAUGAUCCUUACAUUAGAAAAACUCCGGAUACAUAUAAUCCCGAAGUAGAGAGUACUGCGAAGUACUUCAGAGAAAUGGAUUUUGUAGCCAAUAGCGAACAAGUUAGCGAAACCGGAAACGAGUAG